This is a messenger RNA of Cordyceps fumosorosea ARSEF 2679, 1626 nucleotides long. Its product is annotated as C2H2 finger domain-containing protein. The transcript has 2 exons. NCBI's taxonomy places the organism in Eukaryota, Fungi, Ascomycota, Sordariomycetes, Hypocreales, Cordycipitaceae. Gene Ontology annotation, biological process: ribosomal large subunit biogenesis. The record is from RefSeq and is a predicted model, not a curated record. Gene Ontology annotation, cellular component: preribosome, large subunit precursor. Gene Ontology annotation, molecular function: nucleic acid binding; zinc ion binding. The coding region runs from base 1 to 1626 and encodes 541 amino acids.
AUGGCGAGCACUCAGCCUGCGGCGGGCGCCGGGGCUGCGCCCUCGUCUCACCCGUACACGUGCAACACCUGCCAGGUUGCGUACAGAAAUAUCGACCUCCAAAAAGCACAUAUGAAGAGUGACUGGCACCGAUAUAACCUUAAGCGCCGUGUCGCCACCCUACCACCCAUCUCUGCCGAAGUCUUCACGGAAAAAGUCCUUCAGGCGCGCGCCGUCAACACCGCUGAGACCGACAAGGCCUACUUCGAAAAAUCCUGCACCGCAUGCAACAAGACAUACUACAGCGAAAACGCCUACCAGAACCAUGUUCUGAGCCAGAAACAUAAGCAGAACGAGGCGGCUGCCGGACCCCGCAAUGAGGAGGAAACCAAGUCCGUGAUCAGCUCGACGUUCUCUCUCGGCGAGUCCGUCCCCGCUGCCAACAAUGGCGAAGUCGACUCGGACGCCGAGGAUGAGUUCAACCAGGUGAUCAAGGGCCUCCAAAAGGCCAAACUGUCCCAGCAACGCCCCUCGCCCGUGAAGCGCCCCCACAACCCUCGCCCGGCCGCCGACGCAGCGAGCGAGGAUGCUGACGAUGCUGCGACUGAGAAUGGAACCGCCACCGGCAACCCCCAGGAACCGGUAUGGACUCUCAAGUCUUGCCUUUUCUGCAACUACGAGUCGCCCAGCGUGCCGCUCAAUGCCCAGCACAUGGAAAAGUUCCACGGCAUGUUCAUCCCCGAAAAGCCCUAUCUGACAGACUUGGAUGGCCUGUUGCAGCAGCUUCAAUCCAAGAUCGGUCAGGGUCACGCCUGUCUGUUCUGCGACAAGAUCAAGAACUCGGUAUAUGCUGUACAAACCCAUAUGCGCGAUACAGGACACUGCAAGAUCCCCUACAGCACUGAGGAGGAGCAGCUUGACAUUGGUGACUUCUACGACUUCCGUUCGACUUACUCGGACCCGGAAGGCUCGGAUAGUGAUGAGGAGAUGGCUGAGGGCGACGCUGGUGGUGCCCGCGUAUACAAGGCCAAGGCCGACCGAGACGGAGAGAAGGAGGACGAGGAUGGCGACGGGUGGGAGACUGACAGCUCCGUAUCGUCACUUGAUUCGGAAGACCUCACAGCCGUACCGGCAGAGGGCCACUUCCACCAAUACGAUAGACUCAGCAAGCACCCGCACCAUGCGCACGAUGACCCGCGGCCCAGACACCAGGCUGAUGGCUGGCACUCGCGGGCGCACAAGCAUACGCAUGCCGUAUUUUAUGACGAUUAUGAGCUCCACCUGCCAUCUGGCAAGUCUGUCGGACACCGUUCGCUUAACAAGUACUUCCGCCAGAACCUGACCAACUACCCCACUGCCGAGGAGCGUACGGAGCGCCUGGCGAUUGAGGGCUCUGAGCGUCCCGGGUCUGACGACGAAGGCGACCGCCGCGUGGCCCGCCGGGACCGCAGCCGCGGCCGCGCGGUGGUGCCGAGAGGAGCUGCCGGUCUUAUGGGGGCGUCUGACGAUGCCAAGAAGGAAGUGCGCAAGGAUGAGAAGCGGGCGCGCAAGCUGGAGAACUUCCAAACAAAGAAGCGAAGCCUUAAGUACGGGGAGAACAACAACAACCAGAAACAUUAUUACUACCGCUACGAUGGCGGUGGUUAG